AUGAAUACAUCAAUUGAAUCUGAAAUUUUCAACACAUCUGCCUUGGCAGUUUCAUAUGUCUUUUCAUUAUUCAAGUCCAAAGUUACAACAUGGACGUUGUCUGCUUUGCUCAAUUCUUGCAAACCCGAAGCCGAAGCAGGAUUUCUAGCGGUUGCAAUAACCACAUUUUCAGGAUUUUUGCUUAAUAAAGUAGCCAAACUAAGACCAAUUCCACGAGAAGCACCAGCAAUAAAAAAUACUUGUUUUGCCAUUUUUUGUGGUUCUUUGUACUCAAUUGAGGUAUUAUAUACCGUGUGGAUGGUGUGUGCUGCGGUGAUAAGGCGGAAAAUUGUGUGGCUGUUACUAAUGAGUGGAACCAUGUUAAAUGGUUGCAAUUUCCCCAUUGAGCCUUAUUUCCGACUUAAGCCCGACCACUUACUAAUUGAAAAGGGUACGGCUCAAACAUAUCAAGCCAGGCCAAACUAA
This is a messenger RNA of Meyerozyma guilliermondii ATCC 6260, 465 nucleotides long. RefSeq lists its product as uncharacterized. The transcript has a single exon. The record is from RefSeq and is a predicted model, not a curated record. Lineage: Eukaryota; Fungi; Ascomycota; Pichiomycetes; Serinales; Debaryomycetaceae. Bases 1 to 465 code for a protein of 154 amino acids.